Messenger RNA from Caenorhabditis elegans, 1128 nucleotides. It is a transcript of the gene C56E6.2, whose product is annotated as Ras-related protein Rab-21. The record is from RefSeq and is marked reviewed. The coding region runs from base 9 to 809 and encodes 266 amino acids. NCBI's taxonomy places the organism in Eukaryota, Metazoa, Nematoda, Chromadorea, Rhabditida, Rhabditidae. Gene Ontology annotation, molecular function: GTP binding; GTPase activity. The transcript has 3 exons.
ACAAGAUAAUGCAAGUGCUCCGUCAACUACCACAUCAACAUCAGCUCGCAUCUUCUCCGUCUUCUUCUUGUGAUAUCAAAUCUAUUUAUGCUUCGGAGAAAGUCCGUGAGGCGAUUCGUGAUCACGAGCAGACAAUCGCCACGUCAACAGCUCCUAAGCAUAAAGCAAAGGUAGUUGUACUUGGAGAUUCUGGUGUUGGAAAGACUUCAAUUAUCUAUCGUCAUCGAUAUGGAGCUCACUAUCGUCCAGUAAAUGCAACGAUUGGAGCUUCUUUUGUAUCUUUUGAUGUCGGAGCAGAUUAUCGCGAUCGUGAAGACGUGGUUCGCCUUCAAGUGUGGGAUACUGCUGGUCAGGAGAGGUUCCGAUGCAUGGUUCCGAUGUACAUGAGAAAUGCCGAUGCUGCUCUGAUUGUUUACGACGUAACUGAUAGAAACACUUUUGAGGAUGUUGAGAAGUGGCUGAAAGAUCUCGACAGAUCAAGUGGAACGGAGGAUGCAAAUGUUUACUUGAUUGGAAAUAAAACAGAUCUUGUUGAAAAGCGAGAAGUUACUGAAGCUGAAGGAAAAGCGAUGGCAGCAAAGAUCAAUGCAAAGUUUUUCGAAUUAUCCAAUGAUCAACCAAAUUUGUUCGCCGCAAUUCUAUCCGAACUUUCCGACGAUGUUCUCCAAUCCCGGCAAGAAUCCUCCGAAAAGAAAACCGAUCUUCAAUUAAUUCGAAAAGAAAAAGUUUCUCUUGGGGACGACAAGUUCGAAGACAAUCCGAAUAUUCAAUUAAAAAUUCAAAAAUCAAAGUGUUGUUCAAUGCUCUAGGUCUUAGAUCAGCUGUGUUUUUAACUCCAAAUAUCAAUUUUCUCUUCAUCAUUCCCUAUCUUGUCUUUCAUUUUCAAAAUGGUAUCAAUCUUAUUAUUUUCUCACUCUCGACUCCCGUGUAUUACCCUACUCUACUGGUCUUCAAAAACACAAAAAAAUCAUUAAAAAGUGUUCCACCGCAUGCGAAUUGUUAUCCCAUCCAAUACCUCAACCCAUUCAAAUAUCAAAAUCACGCUUAUCACCAAUCGUUUAUUGUUUUCAUCUUUCUUGUUACAAAUAUUAUUCAAUGUAUUGCUGAAUAGUAAAUAAAUAAAGAGUU